This is a messenger RNA of Uranotaenia lowii, 682 nucleotides long. Its product is annotated as protein KRTCAP2 homolog. Bases 128 to 526 code for a protein of 132 amino acids. The record is from RefSeq and is a predicted model, not a curated record. Lineage: Eukaryota; Metazoa; Arthropoda; Insecta; Diptera; Culicidae. The transcript has 4 exons.
AUAAAAAGACUUUGACGUGGUUGUUGUUUGGGUUUCAUUUUUGUAGGAGGUUCAAAAUCCUCGAACAAUUUUCUAUAUUUCGCUUAAUCUACAUAACGGAAACAGUAAAAGUGGUUACAAUUUAAAGAUGGCCGUCCCAACAUCCGUAUCCUUGGUCCUAGCUUCAGUGACUGCUGUGCUGAUAUUCUCGGCAAUGCAGAUUUACCGACCGCUGUUGACUUCUUCCCAAAUGGCCACCAUUUUCGGAGGGUUCCUGGGAUCUUGGCUUUUCAUUCUUUCGCUCACUGCCAUUUCCAAUCUGGAAUCCGUCGUUUUGGGCAAAGGAUUCCAAGCGAAACUUUUCCCGGAGGUGAUCUUUUGCUUAACGGGAUCCCUAUUUGCCUGUGGAAUGGUUCAUCGAGUUUGUGCCACCACUUGCAUACUGUUCUCAGUUGCUGCACUUUACUAUAUUAAUAAAAUUUCUCAAAAAGUACACAACGCGCCGGUUCCGGUUGAUAUCUAUGCCGGAAAGAAGAAGAAGAAGUAAUCUCACAUUAUACGCCGAACAAAUACUAGACGUACCGUACUGAUAGAGUGAAGUAUUUCCGAUUCCGUGGGGAAGAAAUUCUUAAGGUAUGUUUUCUACACUUUAGAUCUUGUCAUUUGCGCAAUAUACAAACUUGUCCGUAAUCUGCUGUAAGAA